Hydractinia symbiolongicarpus is the source of this 3108-nucleotide messenger RNA. RefSeq names its product abl interactor 1-like. Lineage: Eukaryota; Metazoa; Cnidaria; Hydrozoa; Anthoathecata; Hydractiniidae. Gene Ontology annotation, molecular function: SH3 domain binding. The transcript is spliced from 6 exons. The record is from RefSeq and is a predicted model, not a curated record. The coding region runs from base 47 to 2245 and encodes 732 amino acids.
UUUCGGUUUUAGCCACGAACGGCCCUAAAAGGUUAGUCAAAACAAAAUGGCGGACGAAAUGGAUUCGCUUUUGAUGUCACUUAUUGAGAAAGAAAUUCCUGACGGUCGUAAUGCAUUGGCUGAUAGUCAUAAAAACCUAGCCGUUUUGUCAGAUUAUUGCAAAGAAAACUAUUACAAUAGUCCAGACAAGGAAAAGGCGCUAAAUGAAACAAAAGCAUAUGCAUCGCAAUCCUUGGCCAGUGUGGCUUACCAGAUCCAUUCAUUGGCUGUUAACAUUCUUCAAAUGAUGGAUCAACAGACAAUUCAGCUGCAAAAAAUGCAGUCUAAUGCAAAUAACAUUGGUUUGGUUGUUGAAAUUCACAAAGAGAAAGUUGCAAGACGUGAAAUAGGUGUACUUACUAGCAGCAAGAAUUUCUCUAGAUCUCACAAGAUCGUUGCCCCACCUCAACAAGAAAAAACACAGCGAUACAAAAGAGAAGAUAUCGAUUACACGUGUCUAGAUCAUAUAGGUCAUGGUGUAAAAACUAAUCGUCGAAAUGAUUCUCAACGCCGUGUUUCAACUUCGUCUUCAUCUGGGUCUGUGAAAGGAACAAGUGUCUCAAGUGUUCAUUCCAGCUCACAGGGUUCAUUGCAGAACUCCAUUUAUCAAUCAGUCAACACUCCACCAUCUGACAGAAAGCGACAAUUUGGAUCGUCAUCUUCAAUGCCACCUGCGCCACGGCCACCUAUUGCUCCUGUUGCUCCAUUUAAACCAAAAGCACCGCUCGCCCCUGCUCCCGCCCCACCGCAACAUGUUCCAGCUGCCCCUCCACCACCAUCCAACAUACCUCCACCACCUAUGUUUGUGCCAGAAAGAGACUAUGACAACGGUAAGUCAGUAAGUAUUACCCCUCCUCCUGCUACCUCCUCCCCGAUUCCCACCGAUUCUACGUUACAUUCCGUCAACAAACGACCGUCGUUAACUCAACAUCUUCUGGAGCAACAUCGCUUCUCAAGUUUUAUGGAAGAACUUAGUGUUUCACUCGACAACUCAUCUGCUGUGGGAGAUAAACUAUCACCUGGUCGAAGAAGAUCAAGUGCCGUCGAUCUUCUAUCACCUGGUCGAAGAAGAUCAAGCGCUAUUGAUCAAAUAUUACCUGAUCGGAGAAGAUCAAGUGCCGUGGAUCUUCUAUCACCUGGUCGAAGAAGAUCAAGUGCCAUCAGUCCAUCACUUAGGCGUUCACUCCAGAACAUACCAACCCCACCACCUCUCUCCCCCAAACCCAAACAUGUACCCAGUGCUCAACCAAAUUCUAUCCCUCCAUCGUCUCAAGUGGCUCCACCUCCACCUCCUCCUUUACCACCACCAACACCACAAGCUUCUAAUACAACAACUGUAUUAGCACCACCUCCCGCAUCCCUAAAUACAGCGUCGGCUAUUUCUAAUGUGCCACCUGCCCCGCCACCCCCUCCUUUCAAUUUAAAAGAAAAAGCUGAAGUAGCACCACUUGUGUUGUCUAAAAAUGAUUUUCCUCCUCCUUUGUCCCCAGACGAGGUUCCUCUCCCUGUACCUUUGGAUGAGAUUCCUCCCCCAGUACCCUUAGAUGAGCUACCACCUCCUUUAUCCUUGGACGAGUCUCCACCCCCAAUUUCCCCAGGGGGAUAUCCAUCCCCUGUUCCUUUGGACGAGCUUCCACCUCCCGUGCCCUUGGAUGAGCUUCCACCUCCCGUGUCCUUAGACGAGAUUCCACCCCCUGUACCUUUGGAUGAGCUUCCACCUCCUUUACCCUUGAAUGAGCUCCCACCUCCUAUGGCCCCAGAUGACUUCCCAGCUCCUUUGUUCUCAUUAAGUUUCCCACCGCCUUUGCAAAUUAUGGACCUAGGUAAUAGUGAUGACGAUGCACUGCUUCCUCCUCCCCCUCCUGACAUGGACGAUCUGUAUCAGAUACCAACCAGUAACAUGCUAGCUGAAGAUCUACCACCUCCGCCACCGGAUAAUUUUUAUGACCCAUCCUCGCCCACCACACCCAUGCCUCCACCACCGCCGCCACCAGCAGAACUUUUAGCUGCCGACGGUGCACCUGAAAAUUAUGAAGAAAAGGUGAUCGCGAUUUACAGUUACCAAAAGUUGCGAGACGACGAGUUGGAGUUAACGGAAGGCGAUCUUAUUUACGUCAUCAAGAAAAAUGACGACGGAUGGUUUGAAGGGAUUAAAAAUGGCGUACAAGGUUUAUUCCCGGGGAAUUACGUUACCGCUUAUAUGUAAAUAUGCGUAGUUCGCACUUCAGUUUGUAUCUGUCAUGUGUCGUUUUCUGUCUCGUCUGCCGUAGUUUUAGUAUAUUUAGAAAGAAUGAUACUGACCUAUGACUACCUCAAGCAUGGAUAUAUAUUUACGGGUCGAUUUUUUUUUUAUAAUUUUGCGUGGUUUUUUUUUCUCGUCACUUUAGGAGCAAGCUUAAAGAAAAUACAACCAAUAGGUUGUAUUUUCCAUCUCAAGUAAAAUGCUUUGUCCUCCUAUAAAAAGAUCAGAUCAGAUUUUAAUCAGAUCCUACAGAGCUGUAGAUCGAAAUAACAGAUUAAGACAGAGUUUUUAACAAUACAACAGGAAGAAACAUGAAUUUAUAACAUAGUUAUUUUGGGUAACUUGAUAGGAUAUUUUGUCUCCUACAACUGUAUUUUUUUUAUUUUUGUCUGGAAGAUAACGCGGUCAAAAAAAAUUAAAGAAUUCUCCGCUUUUAAACACUAAAUCCGUUUGUUUAUAGUUUGCAAUGAUUUAUAUUCAUAUUCCGUUAAUUUUUUGUACUUUUUUGAUUUAUAGACCACAUAUUUUAUAAUAUCUUUCUUGAUGUUAUUUUUUUGACAUCGAUUGAUCUCAAAAAAUGUAUCUUAACUUUAUAUUAGCCUAUUUUUUUCUGCAAACGAUUGUUAAUUUUUUAGCCCAAUCCUGCUUAAAAAAUUCAGAAGUAUUUUUUUGUCAGUCUACAGGAUCUGCUCAGCAUUUUUUGUGCUUAUAACAGCUACCUAUUUAUUUGUACCUCAGCUAAGAUUUAAAUAAAAAUUCAGCUAAAUGCUAGAUUUCAAAUGUAAUAUUUAAUUUUUUGUGUACGUGAAAUAUAGACUUGAUGUCAA